AUGACCCGGGAAGCACACAAGUAUCAAAACAAAUCCAAUCAUACUUCUUCCGACCGGAUAGUCGUACACUGGCGCCACGGUCAACAAGCCCAUACCACAUGUGUCUCCCCUUUUCCAACCUGCACCACGUCAUUCUCACGCGACUCAGCCUCUCAGACAUCGAACCCGGUCGGGAUGCCCAAGACUUCACAUGUCUGGUGGCGGAUGGGUGAGGUCAGUGUCAGCCGCAACGCCGUGGUACCCGAUAGCGCGCUCGUGGUCGACGUCGUCCCCGGUGGAGACGAGCGAAUGACUCCACGGUCAGCUGACAAGGAAGAGCCCGCGAUAACUCGCUCAUAA
This is a messenger RNA of Plenodomus lingam JN3, 339 nucleotides long. The record is from RefSeq and is a predicted model, not a curated record. Lineage: Eukaryota; Fungi; Ascomycota; Dothideomycetes; Pleosporales; Leptosphaeriaceae.